CUCACUCAUCAGCAGGUAGGUGUUCGCGCUUCUUAUCCACAGAGCAAGGAAGAGGGCUAGUGAUCACCAGCAGUCUAUCAACGAGUUUGUUUUUAGCAGAUCAGAGAGGCAAUCUCAGCUGAAAUGGAAGGGCAAGAAAAUCACAACCAACCCAACAUGUCAUCAGAGAUGAGACAAAUGGCCGCUCAAUUUGAGUCUUUAGUCCAAGUUGACAGUUCAUCAGGUGACCAUGGAGGAAGCCAUUUUGACUCUGGAUUUGACACCACAGUGGACACCAGUGCAGACUCCCUACCAACUUUUGAUUCCAUCCAAAGUGCUGACCAACUUGACACCAACUCAAGAGACAACCAAGUAGGGGGCUCUGGAGCGGUCCAUGAUAGUGAGCUCCACAGAGCCAGCCAGCCAGCCAGGGAUUCCUCCUUGGUUGACAUGCGGGGGUCUUUUCCUGACCAGACCAGCUCAGGUGAUGGCCAGGGCAGCUCAUCAUAUGCAGCAGAGAACUUCAUUCUCGACAAGUCCCAAGAAGACACCCAGUUAGCCAACUUCCUACAAGACGAGCCCAGCACUGAGCUCACCAACUCGCCUGAGGUGAUUCAACGUGACCUUGAAAGAGAUCAGAAACCUUCACCACAAGGGGUGAGGUAUGGCAAACCAAGUGAUCUGAUUGCUUGUGCCAAAAGUCUGGAUAAAAGAAAUACUUCUGGGCAGGAUGGUGUCCUGCUGGACCAGAAUAAGUUUCACAUCAAUCAGGAUAGUUAUAGAGAAGACAAGGAGUAUGAUAAACUGGGCCUACUAGGGGAAGGGUCGUAUGGCAACGUCAACAUCAUCAGAGACAAAAUGACCAAGAUGGAUGCUGUGGCCAAAUGUGUCGAACUCGAAAAUUUUGCACCUAGCGAGGCAGAGAAUUGGUGCAACCUCACUACAGUCAACUCACCUUUCAUAGUGCCACUGCUCGGUCUGGUCCGGAAUGAGAUGACGGUGAUGUUAUUUUCAGAAUACACUCCUGGCUUGAGGGAUCUGGAGGCAAUAAUUGAAUACUUCCGUAAAGAGCCAAGACAAGUGAUGGUUCUGACCAUGGAGCUAUUUCGAGCUUUAGUGUGUUUACAUGAGAAUAAGAUUGUGCACAAGGAUAUACAUGAAAACAACAUCCUGGUUAGCCAAAGCCUUGACCACAUAUUCCUCAAGAUGAAGGUGAUCGAUUUUGGUGAAUCCAAGAAAUUUGAAGACAUUCAAGAUGAUGUUGACGAACAUUACGAUGUGUGGUGUGCCAUUCACAUCUUCAUUCGCAUGCUUGGGGGGCAUCCAUCAUCACUGGAUUAUGAAAGAAGGAUUUCUCAAGAAGUGAGGCUACCACCCAAAACUGAUGAGAGAAUACUUAAGUUCAGUCACUGGGUCAUCAACAGUCGACCCAAAGCAGAGGAAGUUCUGAGCAGUAUGGAAGAGCUUGAGAGUGAGCUCUACUCUGUUCCUGUGACGGGGCCGCCAGGGGGAAACUAUGAACCAUCCGUAAACGUAAAUGGUGUGUGAAAGAUUUACAGGAGGUUAUACCAUGAUAUGGCACCUGCAUCUUCAGUCCUCUGUCAAGAAAACCGACUGUUGGUUUGUAUGAAAGCCUAAACUCAAUAUUUAUGACAUCAUCCGUGUGGCUUCCAGUACAUGUACUACAUCGGUUUGCACAAAAGAACCGAUGGCAUAUCAGGGGAAGAUUCCCCCCCAUGGGAACUCUUCCCCCCCUCCCCCCAAAAAACUGUAGUGUAUUGAUAGGCAUUAAUUUAGUGUGAACAAAGAGCUCUUGAAAGAGCCAUCCAUCAUGAAAACUCUGUGGUACCCCCUUCCCAGAAGAGUAUAGCUCUGCCACUGACAACGACUGCCUAAUUGUUUAAGAUUUAUGCAAGCCUACCUUAUCUUUUCUGUGGUGAUUAUUGUUGAGUAAAUAUAUAACGAAAACCAAGCAAGCAGAUCUUUCUAGAAAUGUUUUCGGUGCACAAACUGUGGGUUCACAAUUUGAACAAAAAUCCUAUGCAUGGAAUCUUGUCUUCCCUGGAUGACUUCACAGCAACAGUGCCUUCAGUUGUUCAGGAGUACAGGGCAAUAUUUGAUGUUUUUAAAAAAGUGUAGUUUUCAAUACAUUUAAACUAUUAAAGGGAUGUCAAAUGAAUGUCAGUCAAGAAAAGUAUGAAGUUGUAGAAAAACUGUAUCUGAGAAAAUUUUAUUUCCACUGCCUUUAAGUGUGCCUGCAUGGGAUAAAUGUCCUUGAAAGGUUGUACCAUCACAAAAAUUCAAUCCUUGGCGCUGCCAAACCUAACUAUAAUUCUAUCAUGAACUUUCAAGUUUGUUUUCAAUACGGGACCCAUCAUUUUGUUGGAUAGGUCACAAAGGUCGCCAUAUUCUGUGCCUUAAUUUUAUAUGGAUGAGCAUUCCAUUAUGUAUUCAAAGAUUUUAAAAUGAGUUUUAGUGUUACAGGUUUUAUGAACUCAUGUCAAGUGAUUUGAAUGCCUUUUAAUGUACACGGGAUGCAUUACAUCAAGGACAGUUUCCUACAUCCCAUCUAUUUUGCCAAGUCUACGACUGCUUUAAAGAUGCGAAUAAAAUGAUGUGCUGGUCAGCAUGCUUCAUGUCCCAUGUGGUUCAGUGCAUGCUGGCCGAAGUACUUAGCCUUAAAGUUUUUAACUUCUAUUUUUUAACUUCAGUAUAAGCAACUGGCACAUGCGAAAAUAAAUAUUUUCUCCAAGUCUAACUGAA
Molecule: messenger RNA, 2742 nt
Organism: Acanthaster planci (crown-of-thorns starfish)
Lineage: Eukaryota; Metazoa; Echinodermata; Asteroidea; Valvatida; Acanthasteridae
Product: calcium-dependent protein kinase 1-like
Biological process (GO): protein phosphorylation
Cellular component (GO): nucleus
Molecular function (GO): protein serine/threonine kinase activity; ATP binding
Source: RefSeq, a predicted model, not a curated record